Molecule: messenger RNA, 1554 nt
Organism: Panthera uncia (snow leopard)
Lineage: Eukaryota; Metazoa; Chordata; Mammalia; Carnivora; Felidae
Gene: IL15RA
Product: interleukin 15 receptor subunit alpha
Exons: 8
Coding region: 448-1458 (336 amino acids)
Biological process (GO): interleukin-15-mediated signaling pathway
Cellular component (GO): plasma membrane
Molecular function (GO): interleukin-15 receptor activity
Source: RefSeq, a predicted model, not a curated record
CCCACCAGCCGCGCUCGCUGAUAAGAGUUUGCGUCGCGAACGCCCUGUGCGAGGGGACACGAGCCCCGGUGGCCGAGUGGGGACCCCGGGGGCGAGGAGACAGGCGGAGGGGCAGGACCGCGGGCCUGCGCAGGUGGCGAUGCGGACCCCUCUCCGCGCAGCCCGGGGCGCUCCGGGGACGCGGGCGGCGGCGGCGGCGGGGCUUUUCCGAGAGGAGGGGGUGGGGAUGCUGAGUCACCCAUCUGUCACGGCUCCGCACCUCUCCCCAGCCCUCCGGGGGCCAAAGCAAAAGCGAAAGCGAAUGCGACUGGCGGGGCGGCCAGUCCCGGGAGUGGCGCCCGCCACCGCCUCGGGGACGGUCGGGCAUCUGCCCGCGCGGCCGGCGGGGCGUCGGGGCGGCCGCGAGCCCGGGGGCCGGCGGGCCGGAGCGCGGCCGAGCGUGCGGACAUGGGCCGGCGGCCGCCCCAGGGCUGCGGGCUCCGCGCCCUCCCCGCGCCGCUGCCGCUGCUGCUGCUGCUGCUGCUGUUGCUCCGGCCGCCGGCGACGCCCGGUGUCACGUGCCCUCCUCCCACAUCUGUGGAACAUGCAGACAUCCGGGUCAAGAGUUACAAACUGAACUCCACCGAGCGGUAUACCUGUAACACUGGCUUUAAGCGGAAAGCCGGGACAUCCACCCUGACAGAGUGCGUGCUUAACAAGACCACGAACACUGCCCACUGGACAAUUCCCAAUCUCAAGUGCAUCAGAGACCCCUCCCUGACUCAUCUAAAGCCAUCCUCUACAGAAAUGCCGGCAGGGGUGACCCCAGAGCCAGAGAGCACCUCCCUUUCUGGAAAAGAGCCAGCUUUCACUUCCAAGUCAGACAGCACAGUGGCCACAAAGGCAGCUACUGAGCCAGGCUCCAGGCUGAUACCAUCAAAGCCUCCGGCUGCGGGAACCACAGGGGUAAUCAAUAAUGAACCCUCCCGAGCCCCAGCUCAGACAACAGCAAAGGCCUUGGAACACACCCCCUCUGCCUCGCAGGAGACGCCAGCUGGAAAAGAAAGUCCGUCUCCCAGAGGUGAGAAGGCUCGGCGUAUUGACCUGCAUGGCAGAGGCUUUGCCGAUCUGAAUGGUAUCUGCCGUCUCCCAAUAUGGGAGGACGGUGGAAGCUUUCUGCAAUCUGGAGUCACAAUCUGCGGUACCUAUUCAUACAGUUCCGGAACUGUGACUGCGGCCAUCGUCAUGCCUGUCACUGUGCUCUGUGUAGUAUGUGUGGGACUUCUGGUGUGUUACAAAAGAUCCAGGCAAACUUCGCAGAUACGCACUGUUGCAAUGGAGAACAUGGAAGAGAUACCAAUGACUGGGGGAACCAACGGCAGAGACGAGGAUGCAGAAAACCAAGCAUACGACCUAGGAAACUCCAGGGGGAAGCUGAGGGCAGCCAAGGCUGAAGCAAGGAUGCCAACUCUUCCCUAGCCGAAGAGGUCCAAGGAAAGACUCAGGUGUUGGGUGCCAGCAAAGAGCCCGUCGGGAUGAUAAAACAAACAUGUUGGUGUCAUUUUAUCGACCGUG